AUGCCAGGACAGCCGUCUCUAUACCCUUCGAUCUCGCCAAUGAGCAAAGUGAAAGCCUACUUGGAAUCCUACCCUUCAUCAAACAACCUAAACGGAUACAGCCCCACCACGAGCAAUUCCAGUACCAGCCUGUAUUCGAGCGCCUCCCAAAGAACGUUAUCUCCAUCAGGCCUUCCCCCGAUGAUACCGCAACACUUCAGAAGGUUCACCCCAGUCCACAGACCCUACUCUACCGGAUACGACGUACCAAGCGAGCGGAAGCCCGUGGUAUUCCAGACUAGGCCCCUAAGGAGUUUAACCGUGGUUUCUGGCUCCCCAUCCAGAGAAAGAUCAACCAGCCCGUUCUCCAGCAACUACAGCAUCAGGUCCACGAGGUCAGCCAGUUGCUGUCCUCCUAGAAGAACAUUUCCUCAGUACUACGAAAAAGGUGUAGAGGACACCGAGGAAAAGGAAGAAAGCCCGGUGGUAUUUGAUGCCAACCUGACUUUCGUGUUGGGCUGCAAGGGGAAGCUGAGGCAGCACGUGGUGCCGGUACCUGCGCACCAGGAUGUGCAGACGGCUUCGAACGCACUGUCGUGUAAAAUCUCGGACUUCCUGUCGCGGACUGACCACGUGAUGGACGAGUGGCGGGGGUUGGGGCAUAAGGAGGACGAACAGCACAGCUCGCGGAUGAUGAGAAGAGGGGGGAAGCUGUUGGGUAGGUCGAAGAGUGCGACGAAUAUCAUGAUCAAGGGCUUCCAGUACUUCAGCAGGGCGAGCAGCAGUGCUGGCAGCAACAGGUCGUCGGUGGUGAGGGAGAGUUGCGGUUUGGAGGAUGCGACCGAGGCGGAGUUUGAUGAGCUGAGCGAGAUGACCGCCGAUCUGGCCGAAGAGCACUCCACCUCCACUCUGGCCGCCGAACGUCUCGACGCCGAAACGUCGGAUCGGCUGAAGCUGGAGAAGGAGCUCGCCGACGUCCAGCUGCGGCACAAGCAGCUGCAGCAGUCUGCGGAGCGGCUCGAGAUGGAGCUGCUGUACGCCAGGUCGGACCUGGACGGCAUCUCCGAAGAGGACGAUGACGGCGGCGUCGGAGGCGGCGGAGACAGCGGAGGCGGCGGGGCGUACCGGCGGCGGUACGAGCGCGCCGUCAAAGAGCUGGAGUUCACCAGGCGGCGGCUGCAGCAGCAGCACGAGGACGAUCUCGAGCAGCUGGUCGGGCUGAAGAAGCAGCUGGAGAAGAAGUUGGCUGAUUCCUACGAAGAAGUAGAAGAACAGCGACAAGUUGUCGGUCAGUGGAAGAGGAAAGUCCAAAAAUUGAACGGCGAAAUGAACGAUCUCAGAUUGCUGCUGGAAGAACAGAACGGUAGAAACAAUUUGUUAGAGAAGAAGCAGAGGAAGUUCGACUCCGAAACACAGAUGUUGAAUGACGAGUUGAAGAAAGAGCGACAGGCGAAAGACAGAUUUGCCAGAGAGAAAGAAGUGUGUAUGGCUGAGAAGUAUGCCAUUGAAAGCACGCUUGCGGACACGAGACUGGAGCUGGAACUGAAAGAGGAACGGCUGCUGGCCCUCCAACGCGAAUUCGACGAGGUCACGUGCGGCGGCCGGACCGAGGAGGAAGUGACGCUGCUGCGCAAGCACAAGAUCGACAGCGACAGGCGGCUGCACGACCAGGAGGAGGAGCUGGACGAGCUGGCCGGGCGGGUGCAGCUGCUGGAGCAGGCGAAGCUGCGGCUGGAGAUGGCACUCGAGCAGACGCGCAAGGAGGCGAAGAAGGAGGCGCAGGCGCGCGACGAGGAGGUGGAGGAGGUCAGGGGCAAUGCGCAGAAGAAGGUCAAAGCAUUGGAACAGCAACUGGAGAAUGAGCAUGACGAACGAACGUUGCUACUUAGAGAAAAACACGAAUUGGAGAGGAGAUUGGCCGCAGCUGCCGAAUAUGAAAGACACGACCGAGCAGGAGAAGAGGCCCUCCUACAGAGGCUGAAGAGGGACUUGAAGAGGACCAAGGCUUUGCUCAGGGACACCCAGGCACAACUUGACAGACAAAAGGCUGAAACACCUGGUAAGGCGAUGAUUCGCCAGCUCAGGAACCAAAUAGAAGACCUUGAAUGCGCCCGAUCCGUAGCGGUGAAAACCAAACAGAGCCUCGAAACCGACCUGUUGGAAACUCAAUCUCAGCUGGAAGAAGCGCACCGGCAGAAACAAGACUCCGAAGAACGCGCCAACUGUCUCCUCAGAGAAAAAGGCGAGCUGCAGUCGCAGCUGGAAGAGAACGAAGAGGAGCUGGCCGAGGUGCUGAAGAAGUUCAAGGGCACCGUGCAGCAGAUGUCAAUGGACCAGCUGGCGUUGCAGGAGCAGGUGUCGCUGGUGUCGGAGUUGGAGGUCGAGCGGAACCAGCUCAAGGAGCAGCUGGCUGAGCUCACGACUCGGCUGGAGUCUGUCGAAAGCAUGGGCGAUGCCUCCUCGAACCUGCUAGUGAGACGUUCAGAACUGAAAGUGAAGGAGCUCGAAUCAAAGUUGGAGUUGGAACAGACGACUAGAUCGAGACUAGAAGUCCAAAUAAGUAGACUGAAAGAAGCAGUAGAAAAACUACAGAGUGAAAUUAGUGGUUCAAGAGCCAAAGAACAACAAGCCCAAGAUCAAAUCAGAAAAUCACAAAGGCAUUUGAGGGAAGUGAAAGAAGAACUCAACAAGAGUCUAGCCAAAGAAUCUGAAGCGAUACUGAAAAAGAAAGAUUUGGAGAAGAGGUGCGAAUCCAUCGAGGCCGAAGCAGCAUCUGCGAGAACAGAUCUGCGACUAGCCUUGAAACGGAUCGAAGACUUGCAGUCUGCUAUUCAAGGAGAUAUGGAAGAUACCAUCUCUGAUAAUACUGAUAGCGAACAAGAUACUUACAGUUCCGAUGAUUCUGUGAAUACGUUUUUGUCGAAUAAUAAAGCGGGCUCGCCGAAAAUAGAGAAGAAGACCAUCGUGAAUGAUACAGACUAUCUAGCACAAGUCGCUCCAGUACCUCUGGAAAUUUGGGCAGAGAACCUUCAUAUACCU
This is a messenger RNA of Phaedon cochleariae (mustard beetle), 3018 nucleotides long. The record is from the annotation of a GenBank genome assembly. Lineage: Eukaryota; Metazoa; Arthropoda; Insecta; Coleoptera; Chrysomelidae.